AUGUGGGAACAGCGUCAUCCUCUUAUUGGCCUCCACUCAGCGGUCACAGCGGAUACUACACCUGCAGCUCCACCGGCUUUGUUUUGCAGCUUCACCAAUAAGGUCCGGCACAAGCACCAAUUGCGCGUGCGCAAUAACAUGAAUGGCCGCUGCACCUGACGGCCCACCAGGAAGUGUGGCGGACAAAUCCUCGGCUGCUAAUCCCCGCUCGGUACGAUAACCGGAGAAGGCUCCGACAGUAGCAUGCUCAGCGGGCCGGACCGUACAGCCUGACCAUCGGAAUCGUCUCAGCUCCGGGCUCGGCCUACGGGAUCGCGCCGCUGCGCAGUGAGUGCAUGCAGGCAGUGCGCGCGGGGCUGUGCGUCUCCUCCCCCUGCCUAUAGGGCUCCAGACCCCGCUGCUGCUGAGCUGAAGCUCCGUGAAGCUCCGUGAAGCUCCGGGCACGUCCACCCUGACUGCAAUGGGAUGCUGCGGUAGCGCGGAGGUAAGAACGGCCCGACCCGGCCCGGUUCGGCUCUGUACCGUCCUCCAUCCCUCGGUGCCCUUCAGCAGAGCAUCGAGGACAAAGAGAGAAUGGAGACCACUGGAAGACCGGAGCUGCACAGACCUGCCCUGGUUCCUGCUCUUCACCGUCUUCUGCGUCGGCAUGGGCAGCAUCUGCGGCUUCACCAUCGCCACCGGCGGCGCCGCUCGCCUCAUCUUUGGAUAUGACAGCUACGGCAACACGUGUGGUCAACGCAACGAGCAGAUUGAAGGCGUCCGGCUCAGCGGCCUCGACCACAGGGACAGGAAGUUUGUCUUCUUCCUGGACCCCUGUAACAUUGACAUCGUCCAGAGGAAGAUCAAGUCGAUGGCUCUAUGCGUCACUUUGUGUCCCACUGAGGAGCUGACGACCUACCAGGACCUGAAGAGGUUUGCCAUGGUUAAUGGAUCAGAGUUGUGUUCCUACGAGUUAGCGGGUCAUAAAUACCCCGGCCUUCCUGAGAGAUUCUCCAAAUGUCCCAAACUUCCUGUUCCACCCAGUAAGCCACUGCCGGUGUUUAACCGCUGCACUCCCCUGGACGUUUCCUGUUAUGCGAAGUUUGCUGAGGCUGUAGUGACAUUCGUCAGUGAUAACAGCGUUCUGCACCGACUGAUCGCCGGCGUUGCCGCCAGCAAGGAGAUCAUCAUCGGACUGUGUGUCCUCGCUCUGGUCCUCUCGAUGAUCCUCAUGGUGAUCAUUCGCUACAUCUCAGCCGUCCUCGUCUGGAUCCUCACCUCGCUAGUCGUCCUCGGGUCCCUCGCUGGGACCAGCGUCCUCUGGUGGCUCUACAUCGACCACCGGCUGUACGGGAACAACACUUCCACGAAAGUGACGAAAGAGGAGGUGGAGGUCAGCAGAGACAGUGGACAGGCACUGCUCGUUUACGCCAUCGCUGCCACCGUCUUCACUAUCAUUCUGCUCCUGCUGAUGCUGUUCAUGAGGAAACGGGUUGCUCUGACCAUCGCUCUGUUCCACGUGGCGGGUAAAGUCUUCAUCCACCUCCCCCUCCUCACCCUGCAGCCCUUCGUCACCUUCCUCGCCCUCCUGCUCUUCUGGAUCUACUGGAUCCUGGUCCUGCUCUUCCUGGGAACCACUGGAAACCCGGUCCAGAACGAGGAGACAGGUCUGACAGAGUUCAGACUGACUGGGCCUCUGCAGUACCUGACCUGGUACCAUGCUGUGGGUCUGGUCUGGAUCACAGAGUUCAUCCUGGCCUGCCAGCAAAUGACUGUGGCCGGAGCUGUGGUCACGUACUACUUCACCAGGGACAAGAACCGCCUCCCGGUGACCCCCAUCCUGUCUUCAGUCCUGAGGCUGGUCCGAUACCACCUGGGUACCGUGGCUAAAGGAUCCUUCAUCAUCACACUGGUCAAGAUCCCCCGACUCUUUCUCAUGUACAUCCACAACCAGCUGAAGGGAAAGGAGAACGCGUGUGCUCGCUGUCUGCUGAAAACUUGUAUCUGCUGUCUGUGGUGUUUGGAGAAGUGCCUCAACUAUCUCAAUCAGAAUGCAUAUGCAGCCACAGCCAUCAACAGCACCAGCUUCUGCACAUCUGCACGAGAUGCCUUUGUGAUCCUGGUGGAAAAUGCUCUGCGCGUCGCCACAAUCAACGCCGUUGGCGACUUCGUGCUCUUCCUGGGGAAAAUCCUGAUUGUGACCUCGACGGCCUUCGCCGGUGUCCUCCUCCUGAACUACCAGCGGGAUUAUGCCGAGUGGCUGCUGCCUCUGAUCAUUGUGUGUCUCUUCUCCUUCCUGGUGGCUCACUGCUUCCUGUCCAUCUUUGAGAUCGUGGUGGACGUCCUUUUCCUCUGCUUCGCUAUAGACACCAAGUACAAUGACGGCACUCCAGGGAAGGAGUUCUUCAUGGACAAAGCUCUGAUGGAGUUUGUGGAGAGCAGCCGGCGGUUGGAACGGGCGGUGGAGCGCGGGCGGAGCCGGGUGAAGGAGGCAGUGUCAGAGGGGGCGGAGAUGAAGCCCAUGGCUCCAGGGACGAGUUCAGCUUGACCAAAAUCAGCCAAUGGGACUUCUUUAAAAAGAGACAUUCCAAAUGUUUAUUUUUACCAACGUGUAACAUGUUUACUAUGGUUUCACUCCAGGGAAAACAAUAUUUUAAUAAGAAACUGUAAAAACGUAACAAUGUAAUGAAGCACUUUAUAUUGAAGCGCUGCAGAUUUUAAACAGGCUGAUGCAUUUUUUCGUAGUGAUGUCGUUUUUUAUAAAACUCACCUGAACUCAUGGUCUCCGCUCACACUUAAGUUCUAACACUGCAGCCGGGACACUUUUUCUGUUUUGUCGACGAGCUGCCAAUCACUCAUGCACUCUCCUCACUUGACUCCGUGUUGGAUCAGGAGCACUGUGAUGUCAUCGCAGGGUGGAGUCUGUGGACAGAUGGAUGAGAGAGGACGGGAUCAGAGUUCAGACAGACUGUGCUGCAGCGUCUCUUCUGUUGCUCAUCAGGAUUCUUGUGUCUUAGAGCCUGACGGGGCGCACUGCCAGCUGAUCGAUCAAUACAUCCAAUGAUUUGCAUCCAUAACAUCCAUCAGAUCAGACCGCUGAGCAGACACAGUUCCACUCAUUUAGUGAUUUCGUUAUGAUCAAUCAAAGCGAGCGUGAUGCUGCUGCAGAGAGACAGUGAGCGCCGCUUCUGGAAGUGAACUUCUCUGACUGUUAAUCCAAACUCCCUUGAUGCCUUCAACUUCUCCAUGGUACCAAGAUGUUACUUGCUCGGUGCGUCGUUCAUUCAUGAAGAUUAGAUGAGCGAUUUUAUCAGGUGUUUAACGUAACUGUUUAACGUAGCUGAAGCCUAGAGAGUCACCAGUGCAUCACAGUGUGUCACACUGUGAUCAUGUCCCCUGAAACCACUCAUAAGUCCUGUAUUUGACACAUUAAGACUGUCUUAAUGAGUGGUCAGAAUCAUCAGCGCACACCGAAAUCUUUUAUCUGUCUGACUGUGGAGCAGGAAAACUAGAAAGAUGAAACCAGUGAAGAUCUUUAUUUUGAAACAACUGCUCUAAUGUUCAUUAAUGAAUUACAAUACAACGUCUUCAGUCACAUGUCCUGAAAGUGAACACAUCAUCCAGGACACGCCCACCUCACAUCGGUCUUUUGGUGGUGCUCAGAGUGAACGACUGCUCGUCUCAUUGGUGAUUCCCUUCCAAACAACGUCCAAGUCCUCACUUAGUUACGUUCACCUCUUUAGUCUCUACAGAGAUGCAGCCCAUCAGACUCCUGGUUGCUCUGUCUUUAACUGUCAUAUCAUAUAGUCACAGUAACUCAAGAAGCUGAUGUGGAUUUCAUAGAUGCGGUAAACAUUCCAUAACACAUUAUGAUGAAAUUCAACUCAGAAUACCAACAGGAGCUUCACUUCCAGAACCUCACUGCUGAUCACAGAUGAUCACUGCUAAUCACCACUACUGAUCAUGUGGUCUUGCUGGUUCCAGAUGUUUGACUUCAUGUCUGUUUAAUUCUCUUCCAUCAGCUCAUGUCACAGCAAAACAUUUUCCAGGUCAACAGGUUAAAAAUGUUCACAUGUAGCUCGCAGUGCAGCGCUUGUUUCAGACUCCAUGUUGGGUGUGGCAUCAUUGGGGGCCUUGCUCUUGUGAGGUUCAUGAUGUUUAUGGUGAUGUCGAGUCUGAAGCAGGCGUCAAUGUCCCGUCAGCUGAUCUGUGAUGGAGAUCUGGAUUUAACUUCCUGUCCCGGAGUUCGAUCUCUUCUUCACUGCCUGAACAAAAUGUUUCCAUCAAAUCCAGAGAAUUAAGAAGGUUGGAGGUGUAUGGGCGGAGCUUCCUGUGGCGUUCUGACAGUCAGCAAUAAAACAAACUGCAUCAUGUGACCACAUCACAACAAUAACAACAAGUCUUCCUGCUUCAGUUGGUUCGACACGUCAUCUCAGACAGGAAGUCGACUGUCUGACCUUUAAUGUCCAUCAGUCAUUCUCCAACUGUCUGACAUAAGGCAACUGGCAACCUGAGACACUGAUCACAGCAUCCAGUCGCUCAGCCAGGUGCAGAUGAGAGCUCAGAGCAAAAGCCAGUAAGUUGACCUUUGGGUAGUUUUCUCUCAACACCUUUAGAAACAGGAAUCUGCAGCAGCCAAUCAGUAAAUGUUGACAUGAUACGAGGUGACUGAUGUUGCUCUGUUGCCGCCCUGGUUGACCAACAUGUUGCCUUGUUGCUCCGCAGGUUGAGCCAAGUUCACUGGUGAUCAAUGAAAGAGGUUUUCUGGGUUGUGAUUGUUAUUGAUCCUACUGACAGUCAUCACUCCUCAGGACUCUCCUGGAUCAUGUGACCGAGACAGGUUCACUUAGUUACAUUGUGUCUGUCUGUGACUUACAGUAGCUGAGGCUCAUGGGUAUUAAGAGGUGAUGUGUUCAAAGAAAGACUGGACAUUUCUCUUAAACCGCACACUGGCAGCUCGAUCAGCCGAGUCGGUUCGGACCUGCUGACCUGUCUCUGGUGACCUGAAGGACGUGAUGAUGUGUUGUUGAACGUUGUUCUGAGGGCCGUCUGAAGGUGGACUUCCUGUACAGAGGCUCGUCUGUGUUCAGAGGAUGGACGGUUUCAGGCUGUGACUGUUCCUAUCAUCCACCUCAAUCACCAGACGAGCUAAAGAGUUCCUGCUCUGAGUUCUGUUCAUUUGGCCUGGUUCACAGACAGACCUUUACUCUGAAAUAUUCAGAGUAUGUUUGUGUCUAAAACAGCGAGUCUGUAGACGAGAUGAGCAUGUUGACUAACACACACACACACAGUUGAAUGGAUAUUGAUUAUUGAUUAUUGACGAGUGGUAUCUCCACUUGUUCAGAUCAGCUGACUGUGAUGUGGCAGAAACAGAGUUAGUUUAUUUUAUGUAAAUUAAAAUCUGGAAAAUGUUUCUGAUAAUUUUAAGAAGUUUAAUGAAAAGACCAAAAUGUGUCUGAAGAUCAGAAGAGCUGAGAUUUAAACUUUGGUUUAGCUCAGUUCAGUGUGUCAGUCAGCAGGUUCAGACCAGUCGCUAAAACAAAUGUCUUAGCUUGUCCAGACUUCUCUGAUGUAGUUAUUCUAGCUAUGUAAACUGGAAGUCACUGUAGCAUCACAAGCUAGUAGAACAAACAACUAGUUUUCUAAAUAUUUAAUUCUGUCCGCACACAUGGAUCAAUCUGUUCAUACAGUAAUGACUGGGAAAGAUCUGGUGAUGGUAAGCUAACUGAUGUUAAUUCCUCAUUUAGUUAAAUGUUAUCCGCUAACAUGAUGUUUUAUUUUUACUUAAAUAUAAAUUAAAAUCUUCCAUAUUCAAUUUUUAAACUUCAUUUGUCAAGUUUCAGCUCCGUACUUAAUUUUACCGCUUUCACUUAGAUACAACAGAUGGAAUCAUGCUAACGUUAGCUUCCUAAGUUAGCUACACACCAGUUACAGCUGCAGUUAGCAGCCAAAAUAUCUAGUAACCACUGAUCUCUACAUCAGAACUAGUUUUAAUUUAGUCAUGAUAAAACUGAACAGUCAGCUAACUAUUGCUAGCACAAGGCUAAGUUAGCACAAGGCUAGGUCUGAUCUGGUCUCAUGACUGACACGUGAAAAAACUCAAGAUGCUUUUACACAGAGGACGUCCACAGCAACUUUGCAACACAUCAGUCGGGUCGUUCAGAACAAUAUCUGGUAUUUCAAAGGAAGACGACACCAGAGACAACAGAAUGAUAUCAGCUGUAGGUUUGAUGAGUUUGAUGUCACUGUUGUGUUUGUGAUGACAUUAAGGUUUUUCGCUUAUUGAUUAAUUGAUCAACUGUAAAGAUUUAUUCUUCCACCCUGAUCAAUCAAAAUGUUUACAUUUUUAACUUCCUGUCCGCAUUGGAUAAUAAAUCAAAGCUGUGAUUUAUUUUCCAGUUCAUUUCGAAUUUUUAAAAAAAAUCUAAAUUGAGUUUGUUGAGAUGAAACUUUUCAGCUCCUUGAUCACCUGCUCAUCAGUAAUCUGCUUCAUUCAUCAAAUCCAACCAAUCAGCACCCAGGAAGUGUGGAGUCGGCAGGUGAGCUUGCAGGUUAGAGGAUGCUCCAUCAGGAUGUUUACAACAAUUAUUGAUCCAACACUUAUCACUGAUCGGUUCAACAGGAUCAAUUAGCCUCUCUGAUCGCUGAGCUGCUUCAACCAGCAGGUCCUGGUGAUGGAGAUGACAUCACAGCUGAUGUCAUCAGAGUAUCCAUCUUUGAUUGGCUGUUUUCGUUGAAGGUAAACGAGACGAGAAGCUGCUGCAGUUGACAGAGUGUUAGGUCAACCUAUGGAGUGUUCACUUAACGAAAGGGGUGCUGGCUUCAAGUAUAGAGUGAUAGCUUAUCCUACAGAGUGUUAGCCUAAAGUACCAAGUGUUAGCUUCUGUUUAACUAAAGGAGGAAGACUGGAGCGUCCCUCCCUGUGCCAAAGUCACCUGAUACGUCACGUUUUGGUUGUCUGAAGCAUCCUUCGGCGCUGUUCGCAGCAGAGACAUGACCAGAACAAGUUGCAUGUUCAUAUUUUAUCACAGCGUUCAUACGUUCAUACAUAAGGUGUGAAUAAUCUGCUGUUAGAUUCACAGAACUAAAAGUUACCUGGCGGAUGUUAGCCGACAGAAUCCACCUGUCAGCUGUAACACUAGUGUUUAGGUUUUCUCUGCAGUAAGAAGUUGUUUGUAACAUUGAAGAACUUUUUCUUUUGUUCUGCUUUGACUUUUUAUAUUUAUCAUUUCUUAUGUAUAUUUGUUUUAUAAGGAAAACAAUAAAAUGGAAAA
Molecule: messenger RNA, 7253 nt
Organism: Acanthopagrus latus (yellowfin seabream)
Lineage: Eukaryota; Metazoa; Chordata; Actinopteri; Spariformes; Sparidae
Gene: slc44a1b
Product: solute carrier family 44 member 1b
Exons: 16
Coding region: 461-2527 (688 amino acids)
Biological process (GO): transmembrane transport
Cellular component (GO): membrane
Molecular function (GO): transmembrane transporter activity
Source: RefSeq, a predicted model, not a curated record